Messenger RNA from Catharus ustulatus (Swainson's thrush), 2012 nucleotides. RefSeq names its product glutamate rich WD repeat containing 1 (gene GRWD1). Bases 22 to 1407 code for a protein of 461 amino acids. Lineage: Eukaryota; Metazoa; Chordata; Aves; Passeriformes; Turdidae. The transcript has 8 exons. The record is from RefSeq and is a predicted model, not a curated record. Gene Ontology annotation, molecular function: protein binding.
CAUCCUCCCCUCACGACCAAGAUGGCGGCGCGCCGCGGCUCCUCCAAACCCCGAACCGCGAAUCGGCCCCGAGCCUCGAAUCGCGACAGGCCCCGGGCCCGCAAUCGCGACAAGGCGGACGCGGAGCCCCCGGGCCGCGUGUACGUGCCCGGGGCGGGGCCGCCGCUGGGCCCCGACGAGGAGCUGGUGAUGGACGAGGAGGCCUACGUGAUGUAUCACCGCGCCGGCACCGGCUCGCCCUGCCUGAGCUUUGACGUGGUGCGGGACGGGCUGGGGGAGGGGCGGGAGCAGCCCCCGCUCUCGGUGCUGCUCUGUGCGGGGACCCAGGCCGAGACCCCCGGGGCCAACCGGGUGCUGCUGCUGCAGAUGCAGAACCUGCACGGGCUGAGGAGGGGCAGUGACAGUGACAAUGACAGUGACAAUGACAGUGACAGUGAUGAGGAGGGGGAGGGGCGGGAGCCGCAGCUGCUGCUCGUCAUGGCCCCCCACUACGGGGGGGUCAACAGGCUCAGGGUGACGACCCUUGGGGGGUCCCCGAUCGCGGCCGUGUGGUCGGAGCGGGGCCAGGUGGAGGUGCUGGGGCUGGGGAGGGCCCUGGGGGUUCUGGCAGGGGAAUUUGGGGAGGGGGAUUCGGGGAGGGGGCCCAGGACCGUCCAGCAGGGAGCACUGCCCGAGCUCGCCUCCUUCAGCGGCCACUUGGACGAGGGGUUCGGGCUGGACUGGAGCCCCCAGACCCCAGGCCGGCUGCUCUCCGGGGACGUGCGGGGCCGCAUCCAUCGCUGGGAGCCGCGCGAGGGCGGCUGGGCCGUGGACCAGAGGCCUCUGCUGGGCCAUGAGGGCAGCGUGGAGGACAUCCAGUGGUCACCCAGCGAGGCCUCGGUGUUCAUCUCGUGCUCCUCGGACGCCUCCCUGCGUGUGUGGGACGUUCGUGCCCCUCCCCCCCGGGCGUGCCAGCUCUCGGUGCCCUCGGCGCACGACGGCGACGUCAACGUCAUCGCCUGGAGCCGGCGCGACGCGGCCGCGCUGCUCAGCGGGGGUGAUGAUGGCACCCUCAGGCUCUGGGACCUGCGCAGUGUCAGGACGAGCUCCUCGUGCGUUGCCACCUUCAAGCAGCACCGGGGCCCCAUCACGUCGGUGCAGUGGCACCCGGGCGAGAGCGGCGUCCUGGCGGCCGCGGGCGAGGACGACCUGGUCACCCAGUGGGACCUGGGCGUGGAAAAGGACCCUGAGGGGGAGGGGGAGGGCUCUGGGGAGGGGGAGGGGCUGGCAGGGCUGCCCCCCCAGCUGCUGUUCAUGCACCAGGGAGAGAGGGAGGUGAAGGAGCUGCACUGGCACCCGCAGUGCCCGGGGCUGCUGCUGUGCACGGGCAGGGAGGGCAUCGCCGCCUUCCGCACCAUCAGCGUGUGACAGCCUGAAAUUGGGGUGAAAAAACCCAAAAUUGGGGUGAGAACAGCUGGAAUUGGGGUCAGGACACCCAGAAUUGGGGGGAAAAAAACUGGAAUUGGGGUCAGGACACCCAAAAUUGGGGUCAGGACACCCAAAAUUUGGGUCAGGACACCCAAAACUGGGGUGAAAACAGCCAGAAUUGGGGUCAGGACACCCAAAAUUUGGGUGAAAAAACCUGGAAUUGGGGAGGGAACCCCUGGGAAUGUGCCCAGGGUGCUGCUGUGCACAGGCAGGGAGGGCAUUGCACAUCAUCAGUGUGUGAUUGGGGUGAAAAAACCCCAAAAUUGAGGUCAGGACACCCAAAAUUGGGGUCAGGACACCCAAAAUUGGGAUGAAAACAGCUGAAAUUGGGGUGAAAACACCCAAAAUUGGGAUGAAACCAGCCAGAAUUUCCCUCCAUUCCAGGGCCCCCGUCCUCAAAAUCAGGGGGGUUUUAUCCCCAAAUUCAGGGAGGUUUUGUCCCCAAGUUCCAGGGGGAUGCUCCCCCAACAUCCAAACGAGACUUUGCAAAAACUACCACAAAAAUCGGUUUUAUUUUUAUGGUUAAAAUAAAAAAUAUAACGGAA